AUGCCGGAUAAACCGCGUCGCGUCAUAUUGGAGACAUCCAAAGAAGUUAAACGCCGGUGGCAGCGCAGCAACCAACGAUUCCAGUUCACCGCAUCCCAGAUCGCACAGCUAGAUCGCCGGGAGGAGCGAGAAAAGAAAGCGAAGAAGCUACGCGAGAAGGAAAAGAAACGCAUUGCCAACAAGAAACGGAAAGCCGAGCAGGAGGCGCAGGCCCGUGAGGAGCGGAAGCGUCGCGGCAUCCCGGAUCCCAAUGCCCGCGUCUCCUCGAGUCAGCCUAUGCUAUCAAUGUUCCUAGGGGCUGGGAAGCGACAAUCACCUGCUGCACCGGAGCCUGCGCCUACAGUUACGGAGCUCGAAGCACAUGAUGACAAUUCGGGGAGCGCGGGUGGAGAUACGGAAGCUGAAUCAGAUGACUUGGAUGAAGUAUUGGAAAAUGAACUAUCUGAGCUUCAAGAUGCAGAUGGCCCGAAAGAGCCUGAAGGCCAGGAUAUCGCAACCGAGACCCGGGCUUCAUCCUUGGAAGAAGAUGAGUUCUCGGACUGCUCGGCGUUCGACGACGAAGAGAUUUUGAAAAAAGCCGACACGGCUGCUAUUACACGAGCAACUGACGAAGAAACGAAGAGCCCCCCUAUACCCAAGGAAUCAUCCUACAUACGACCUUCCCCGGCUGUACUCACGCUAGAAUCAUCUUUCGACUCUUUCCAGUACGACCCCGCCGAUUUCCUUGAAGCCGAGGCGGCUAUUAUCACACAAACGAAAAGUCCUGGAACGAGAGACCAUUCCCCACCCAAGGACACCUCCUCUUUACAACCUCCUUUGUCUGAUCGACCGUGCAGUAGACCCACCUUGGCGUCUUCUUUUGGAGAUUCCUUUCGAGACGAGACUGCGGAUUGGAUUGAAGAAGUGUUUGCACGCGGAAGCGGUGACCCUUUUGACGAACUCAAUAAAGAAGCCUCUGCAUGA
Penicillium roqueforti is the source of this 963-nucleotide messenger RNA. RefSeq lists its product as uncharacterized. The record is from RefSeq and is a predicted model, not a curated record. NCBI's taxonomy places the organism in Eukaryota, Fungi, Ascomycota, Eurotiomycetes, Eurotiales, Aspergillaceae. The transcript has a single exon. The coding region runs from base 1 to 963 and encodes 320 amino acids.